This is a messenger RNA of Penicillium malachiteum, 858 nucleotides long. Its product is annotated as class II aldolase/adducin family protein. The coding region runs from base 1 to 858 and encodes 285 amino acids. Gene Ontology annotation, molecular function: actin filament binding. The record is from RefSeq and is a predicted model, not a curated record. The transcript has 3 exons. NCBI's taxonomy places the organism in Eukaryota, Fungi, Ascomycota, Eurotiomycetes, Eurotiales, Aspergillaceae. Gene Ontology annotation, cellular component: cytoskeleton.
AUGGCUCCAACCGCUACGGUCCUUCUUAACGAAGACAAAAACAAUACAGCAGCUGGUGCCUUGGGCCUCACAAAAGAUGGCAGAAAAUUAAAGAUCCGCUCAUACCCCCAGUUCGAGACCUUAAUCGAAGAGAGAAACUACAGAAAACAGCACCUAGCAGCUGCAUUCCGUAUUUUCGCAGAGCGGGGUUUCGACGAGGGUGUCGCAGGGCACAUCUCUGUUCGAGAUCCCAUUUUAACAGAUCACUUCUGGCUAAACCCAUUAUCCAUGCAUUUCUCCCAAAUCAAAGUCUCCGAUUUGAUUCUCGUGAAUGAAGAUGGAGAGGUCGUCGAGGGCGAUGAACCAAUUAACGGAGCGGCUUUUGCUAUCCAUUCUGAGAUUCAUAAGGCACGCCCAAAUGUGAAUGCGGCUUGUCAUGCGCACUCGGUUCAUGGAAAGGCAUUUAGUGCGUUUGGGCGGGAACUGGAUAUGAUCACUCAGGAUGCAUUACGCUUUUAUAAGAGUCAUGCUGUGUAUGAGGAGUUUGGUGGAGUGGUUCUUGAUCGAGAAGAAGGGAUGAAGAUUGCGAAGGCACUUGGGGAUGGAAAGGCUGCUAUUUUGCAGAAUCAUGGGUUACUUACAGUUGGUGAAAGUGUCGACGAGGCUGCUUUCUGGUUUAUCAGUCUCGAUAAAACUUGCCAUGCGCAGCUGCUUGUCGAUGCGGCAGAACUGGGAAGUGGCCAUAAGAGAAAGUUCAUCACUGGCGAUGAAGCUGAAUUUACAGCCAAACAGAUAGGAGGGCCUGAAAAGGGGUGGCUGGCGUUUCAGCCAUAUUAUGAUGAAAUUGUUGCGAAAACACAAGGCGGGUUUCUCUUAUAA